This is a messenger RNA of Diospyros lotus (date-plum), 615 nucleotides long. RefSeq names its product secreted RxLR effector protein 161-like. The record is from RefSeq and is a predicted model, not a curated record. The transcript has a single exon. NCBI's taxonomy places the organism in Eukaryota, Viridiplantae, Streptophyta, Magnoliopsida, Ericales, Ebenaceae. The coding region runs from base 1 to 615 and encodes 204 amino acids.
AUGAAACCUCUAGAAGCAGCUAGGCGUAUUUUAGGGAUAGAUAUCACUAGAGAUAGAAAAAGGGGUACUUUGUCUCUGUCCCAAUCUGGCUAUUUAAAGAAAGUAAUAAGCCUCUUUGAUAUGGAAGGCUGCAAACCUGUUUCAACCCCCAUACCUCCUCAUUUUAAGCUCCAAGCUGUAAAAGGAAACUUACCUAAAGAAGAAGCUGACUACAUGAAGAAGGUUCCCUACUCCAAUGCAGUGGGAAGCCUUAUGUAUGCCAUGAUAAGUACCAGGCCUGAUAUAGCCUAUGGGGUUAGCCUAGUAAGUAGAUUCAUGUGCAAUCCAUCUAAGGAACAUUGGUCAGCUGUUAAGUGGGUCCUUAGGUAUUUAAAGGGGUCAGUGAAUAAGGGUUUAGUUUUUGGAUCAAAUGCUGAAAAUUCCAGCAGCAUUAAGGGUUUCUGUGAUUCUGAUUUUGCAGCUGAUUUGGAUAAGAGAAGAUCCUUAUCAGGAUAUGUUUUCACUUUGGGUGGAAACUUGAUAAGUUGGAAAGCAAAUCUCCAACACAUAGUGGCAUUAUCAACCACUGAGGCAGAAUAUGUAGCAUUAACAGAAGCUAUGAAAGAAGCCAUCUAG